CCCUCUCCCUAACUCACCCUCCUCUCUCUCUCUCUCUCCCACUCUUGUCGCUGCAAUUCUCUGCGAGAUCUGAAUCGGAGAAGGCCUUCAAUAAACCCCAACCUUCGUCUCCAAACCCCAAUUUUGGUCUUUGGUGGCAGGGUUUGAGAGAUCUCUUGCGGAAUGGUGGCGCUGGCUAUCUUCCUCUGCUGAUCUGCCAUCUUCCAAUGGCCUGUGUCUGAUCCAAGACACCCAAAUUUCAGAUCUAAGAAACAGUUGUUCUGAUUGAGGCUAGGGUUAGGGUUGAGAAAGUUGGGCAAGAUGCUGACAAAAUUCGAGACGAAGAGUAAUAGAGUGAAGGGACUGAGUUUCCAUAGCCAGAGACCAUGGAUUCUCGCGAGUCUUCACAGCGGAGUGAUUCAGUUGUGGGAUUACCGGAUGGGAACCCUGAUCGAUCGUUUUGAUGAGCAUGAUGGGCCGGUUCGUGGGGUUCAUUUCCAUCGGACGCAACCGCUUUUUGUCUCCGGAGGAGAUGACUAUAAAAUCAAAGUGUGGAAUUAUAAGAUGCAUCGCUGUCUAUUUACCCUUCUUGGACAUCUUGAUUACAUUCGUACAGUUCAGUUCCAUAAUGAAUACCCAUGGAUUGUUAGUGCUAGUGACGACCAGACUAUCAGGAUUUGGAACUGGCAGUCACGCACUUGCAUCUCUGUCUUGACUGGUCACAACCAUUAUGUUAUGUGUGCAUCCUUCCAUCCUAAGGAGGAUUUAGUAGUAUCAGCUUCUUUGGAUCAGACAGUUAGAGUGUGGGAUAUAGGAGCACUGAGGAAGAAAACUGUUUCCCCAGCAGAUGAUAUCUUGAGGUUGACUCAGAUGAACACAGACCUUUUCGGCGGUGUGGAUGCUGUUGUUAAAUAUGUUUUGGAGGGUCAUGAUCGUGGAGUCAACUGGGCUGCUUUCCAUCCUAGUUUGCCUCUCAUUGUCUCUGGAGCAGAUGAUCGACAAGUAAAACUUUGGCGAAUGAAUGAUACAAAGGCUUGGGAAGUGGAUACCUUGAGAGGCCACAUGAAUAAUGUUUCUUGUGUGAUGUUCCAUGCAAAGCAGGACAUCAUAGUAUCUAACUCAGAGGAUAAAAGUAUCCGAGUUUGGGAUGUGACAAAACGCACGGGUGUCCAGACAUUCCGUAGAGAGCAUGACAGGUUUUGGAUUCUUGCAGCUCAUCCAGAAAUGAACCUGUUGGCAGCUGGCCAUGAUAGUGGUAUGAUUGUUUUCAAGUUGGAGAGAGAACGACCUGCUUUUUCAGUCAGUGGCGAUUCCAUCUUCUACACCAAGGACCGGUUCUUGCGGUUCUAUGAGUUUUCAACUCAGAAAGACAUUCAAUUGAUACCCAUUAGGAGGCCUGGGUCAACUACUUUAAAUCAGGGCCCUAGAACAUUGUCUUACAGUCCUACUGAAAAUGCUGUCCUCAUCUGCUCAGAUGUUGAUGGUGGUUCAUACGAACUGUAUAUCAUACCCAAAGACAGUGUUGGCAGGAGUGAUACUGCUCAAGAUGCAAAGCGAGGAGCUGGUGGUUGUGCGUUGUUUGUUGCUCGUAAUAGGUUUGCUGUGCUUGACAAGAGUAACAACCAAGUGCUGGUUAAAAAUCUGAAAAACGAAAUAGUAAAGAAGAGCAGCCUACCCGUUGCUACAGAUGCUAUAUUUUAUGCUGGAACUGGAAAUUUACUUUGCAGGGCAGAAGAUAGGGUUGUAAUAUUUGAUCUUCAGCAGAGGACUGUCCUUGGUGAUCUUCAGACCCCUUUUGUCAAGUAUGUUGUGUGGUCAAAUGACAUGGAAAGUGUUGCAUUGCUUAGCAAGCAUGCAAUUAUUAUUGCAAACAAGAGACUUGUUCACCGUUGUACUCUACAUGAGACAAUUCGUGUCAAAAGUGGUGCCUGGGAUGAUAAUGGUGUCUUCAUUUACACCACUCUGAACCACAUCAAGUACUGCCUUCCUAAUGGAGAUAAUGGCAUUAUCAGGACCCUUGAUGUUCCAAUAUACAUUACAAAGGUUUCUGGGAACACCAUCUACUGCUUGGAUCGUGAUGGGAAGAACCGUGCUAUAGCUAUUGAUGCAACUGAGUAUGUCUUCAAGCUUUCUUUAUUAAGGAAGAAAUAUGACAACGUUAUGAGCAUGAUUAGGAACUCACAGCUCUGUGGACAAGCCAUGAUUGCUUAUCUGCAGCAAAAAGGAUUUCCAGAAGUUGCUCUUCAUUUUGUCAGAGAUGAGAGGACACGGUUCAAUUUGGCCCUGGAAAGUGGCAACAUUCAGAUCGCAGUUGCUUCUGCAAAAGAGAUAGAUGAGAAAGAUCACUGGUAUAGGUUAGGAGUGGAGGCACUACGACAAGGCAAUGCUAGCAUUGUUGAAUAUGCAUACCAGAGGACUAAGAAUUUUGAGAGACUUUCCUUUCUUUAUCUCAUUACUGGCAAUAUGGACAAGUUGUCUAAAAUGUUGAGGAUAGCUGAACUGAAGAAUGAUGUGAUGGGGCAGUUCCAUAAUGCGCUCUAUUUGGGUGACAUCCAGGAGCGUGUCAAAAUUCUAGAAAGCGCAGGUCAUCUGCCUCUUGCAUAUGUCACUGCUGCAGUACAUGGGCUGACAGAAACAGCAGAAAGGCUUGAGGCUGAGUUGGGGGAUAAUGCACCUGCUCUGCCUGCAGGAAAGAAGCGGUCACUUCUCAUGCCUCCUGCACCGAUAUCAUGCAGUGGUGAUUGGCCAUUGUUGAGGGUAAUGAAAGGCAUCUUUGAAGGUGGACUGGAUAAUGUUGGCAAGGGAGGUCCUGAGGAAGAAGAAGAUGAAGCUGAUGGUGCAAACUGGGGUGAAGAUUUGGAUAUUGUGGAUGUAGAUGGACAGAAUCAUGUUGAAGUGAUUGAAGAUGGGGAAGUGGAAGAAGGGGAUGAGGAAGAAGGUGGUUGGGAUCUUGAAGACUUGGAGCUUCCUCCGGAGCUUGAGAAUUCUAGUGCUGUUGCUAAUUCUCGCACAUCAGCAUUUGUUGCACCAUCACCAGGAAUGCCAGUAAGUCAGAUAUGGAUACAGAAAUCUUCUCUUGCUGGUGAGCAUGCAGCUGCUGGUAAUUUUGAUACUGCAAUGCGUCUACUGAGCAGGCAGUUGGGAAUAAAGAACUUUGCUCCAUUGAAGCCUUUCUUCUUAGAAUUGCAUUCAGGAAGCCAUACAUACUUGCGUGCCUUUUCAUCAGCACCAGUUAUCUCAUUAGCUCUUGAGAAAGGGUGGACUGAAUCUGCAAGUCCUAAUGUAAGGAGCCCACCUGCACUUGUUUACAAGUUCGCUCAGUUGGAUGAGAAGCUCAGAAGUGCCUAUAAGGCCACCACAGAUGGCAAAUUCAGUGAAGCUCUGAGGCUCUUCUUAAAUAUCCUGCAUACUAUCCCUCUUGUUGUUGUUGAAUCAAGGAGAGAGGUUGAUGAAGUGAAGGAGCUGAUAGUUGUUGCAAAAGAGUAUGUUCUGGGUCUGCGGAUGGAAGUGCGCAGAAAAGAACUCAGAAAUAAUGCAGUCCAGCAGCAAGAGCUUGCAGCUUAUUUCACACAUUGCAACCUCCAGAAAGUUCACUUAAGGCUUGCAUUGUUGAAUGCGAUGAGUGUAUGUUUCAAGGGGGGCAACUACGCCACAGCAGCAAGCUUCGCGCGGCGGCUUCUGGAGACAGACCCACCAGCUACUCAAGCAUCCAAAGCUCGACAAGUCCUGCAAGCUUGUGAGAAGAAUAUGAAGGAUGCCAAUCAGCUCAACUAUGAUUUCAGGAACCCAUUUGUAGUUUGCGGGGCUACUUUUGUUCCAAUAUACCGCGGACAGAAAGAUGUUGCUUGCCCAUAUUGUACAUCACGUUUUGUUCCUGCCAUUGAAGGGCAGCUUUGCACUGUAUGUGAUCUUGCAGUAGUUGGAGCAGAUGCAUCCGGGCUUCUUUGUUCAGCUGCCCAGAUGAGAUGAGGUGAUUUACAGGGGUUGGUGGCAUCCAUUGCUAAUGAAGUCUGAAUCUGACUCACCACCUUCAAUGUGCAUCUUGGCUGUAGAAUUCACUACCUGUCAGGGAUAUCUAAAGGCAUCGUACUACAAGUUCCAGCUGCCGCUUUUAGUUCUUUAAACAGGGGUUGGGUUGCAUGUCUUAGCUUUUGUUGAAUCGCUUGGUCUAUGAUUUUGAUUAUGAUUUUCCUUGCUGUUUUACGCAAUAAACAAAUUUUCAUUAUAGAGAAUUUUGAUAGUUUAA
Molecule: messenger RNA, 4225 nt
Organism: Nymphaea colorata (pocket water lily)
Lineage: Eukaryota; Viridiplantae; Streptophyta; Magnoliopsida; Nymphaeales; Nymphaeaceae
Product: coatomer subunit alpha-1-like
Exons: 4
Coding region: 301-3948 (1215 amino acids)
Biological process (GO): intra-Golgi vesicle-mediated transport; intracellular protein transport; retrograde vesicle-mediated transport, Golgi to endoplasmic reticulum
Cellular component (GO): COPI vesicle coat
Molecular function (GO): structural molecule activity; protein binding
Source: RefSeq, a predicted model, not a curated record